GUGGUCCCUGAACGUGAGGGAGCGUGAGGGGAGAAUGUAAGAGCGGAAUGUGGUUUGGAAAGAAAGGCGGAGCAGGUGUGGGCUCCGCGUUGGUCACAUGGCGGCCACGUUGUUAUGCGGGGCUGCAUGCUUCCAAUGCUUGGGUCUUCAUGCCAGGCAACCCCCACUCCACAGUGUCGAUCUGCCGGUGUUAUACACCUGCAGUUCAUUUACACGGUACAGCAACACAGCGGCGAUCAUCCCCUCCUGUAUCACCGCACCAUGCACACACACAGGGUCCGGAGCCGCCCGUUGCCCCUGCUCGCCUCGCCGCCGAGGUGUCGGAGGCGCUGGAUGCCUGUCUGGCGCUCCCGGCGGUGUACGGCAGCAGCCCGGCGGAGGUACGGCAGGUGCUGCAGGAGCUGCUGGCGGCGCCGCCGGGAAGCCAGUGGCUGCAGGGCACCCUUCAGUCCCGUCUGGGGGCUGCCGAGGCGCGCAUGCAGUACCCGCAGGGCCCCGCGCCGCCCGCCUCACCCGCCCGGUCAGCACGCUCGCUCUGCCUGCCCAACGGCAGCAGCACCGGAGGCGACGGUGCGGCGGUGGAGGGCUCCGCCAGCCUCCCCUGGCACGGCAGCGGACGGAGACUUGCCGGCAGCGGCGGUAGCAUUGGCGGGCUGCGGCAGGGCCCGCUGGAUUUGGGAUCCACGGGCAGCCGAAUGUCGGGAGCCGGCAUCGGCGCUGGCGGCGGCUCGUUGGCGGCGGCGCUCGCAGCAUUCGGCAGUGGCGGCGGCGGCGGAGGUAGCAGUGAGGCCGCGACCCACGGGUCAUAUGGCCUGCUGGAGCUGGCUCGCGGCCCUGUGGUGGUGGCGGCUGCGCAUGUGCCGUCCCGCUACUGUUGCUCCACCACCACCUCCUCAGCCUCGUCCUCCUCCUGCACCACCUCCGUCAGCCCCUCCCCGCCUGCCCCCAGCAAGGGCCAGGCUGCGAGUGCGGGUCUGUCCGGAACGGGCUUGGGUCCGUCCGCGGGCUCAGGCGGCGGGGUUGCCACGCCUCGUUCCGUUGUGAGCGGCUGUGUGGUGCGCGGCGCGGCUGUGCUGCUGGAGGAUGGCAGCAGCUGGGUGGGGCUGAGUGAGGCUGUGGCGCUGCGGAGGGCUAUGUCGUACAGCCCGCUGGGGACCGGGCAGCUGCUGCGGUUGCCGUGAUGUGGAGGCGAGGUCGCGGGAAACAAUGGCUGAGUACUGUAUUACUGGUAUUGUAAUUGUGGAGGUCGGGGAAGGUGAAGGCCAAGGACCAAGCUGCUCAGGUGAAUACUUGGAUAAAUCGUAAAGUAGGUUGGUGUGGUUACGACGCUUUAUGUUAAAGACAAUGCAGGAUCACUGCCGCUUUGGGACUAGCGGACAGACGUCGGUGUACCUAGCUCGCUCGCAUGCGUCGAGUUAUCUAUGUGGCGAACAUGGCACCAGGGUGCCUUGCUGCAUGCAGAUGAGGAACGCAAGCGGGUUGGCGUGUGGAGUGUGUCAACCUGUGCGUUCCGGGGCAUCCCCUGGGUAUGUGUGCAUGUUACGACUUAGGAGGUGUACUUAUCUUGGACGGUUACAGUACGUCAGCUCGGCAAGUAAAGAAGUAAUCACUCUUGGUACGGCCUAAGGCGUUCAUUACAAUGUUGUGGAAGGGGUGUAAGGCCUGGGGAUCUGCCCAGAGUGUAUUUAUUGCGUGACACGGCAGACGGCAUGGCACUACCCUUGACUGCCAACCAAGUCACAUGAGGACGUGUUACACGCUUGGACUAUAACACUAUGUUAAUGUGCCGAUGUCGGGUAUUUGGAGAAUCCACUAUGCGGGGAAUGAUGCGCAUGAAUAAACAAUGCAAGUGCAGGCCAUGCUUGCACAAUCAAUGACGGCACAUUGGGCCUCGCUUCGUGGCAUCUGAGUGGCUGGGUGCCAGCGGGCCUGGAGCCGGGCGUGUGCUGGAUGCCGGGAGGUGGCAGGUGGGCAUGCAUGCUGACGUGAGUGGCUGGCAAAGGGGAUUUUGCUUUUGCUCCCUGGGCGAUUUGGUGCUUUGGUCCGUUGAGCUGGCUGGGCUGCCAGUUCCUCAUGUCUUUUAACGCACUGCCCUCGACCAGUAAAGCUGGUCUAUAAAGCAACAUGCGGUGGUGGUGAUGCGCUGGUGUGCCACGGUGGGCGGUGUGUGUGUGUAUGUGUGUGUGCAACAGUUUUUUGUGCACGCAUGCAGGCGCCUCCAGUUGCAGCCUGUCUAUGUGGCUGCAGCGUUGCAGUGAUGCCUUCCCCCCUAAUGGUAGGGUAUGUUAGGAGGAACACGCCUGAACAGCGUAAUGGCGUCCGGCGCUGUGUGAUUGCGAAGGAUGACGGGGGUUGUUAAGAACCUAACCUAUGUCCAACAGGAUCGUUCGUUCCGUGCCCGUAUAUGGAACUGGUAUAUUGCACUAGGGGUAUUAGUAACUUUGUAGGCGUACGGCGGCGUGGAUGCGCGUUGCGGUCCAUCCGUCCCUGGCGGCGCAUAGGGACAACGCAUAUUUACCACACUUCAAGGUAUUGACAAUCUACGUCACGUAGCCGCCUAAGACUGCAUUGUGGACCUUAAUAACAUAUUGUCGGUUUCGCGCUGCUCGUGUUAUGUACGGCAACGUGCUCGCUGCGGAUUGCACAUUGAGCACUAUCCUGCAAGGACCGUUUUAUAAUUCACAUGAUCAGCAAACGUGUUUCCUUUCUAUCUGAAGGUAUAACUCACUCCUUCUUGGAUAGUAUCCACUUCGCCGUCUAGAUAAGUUAGGUAUGGCGUUUUAGAGCUGAGUUACCCGCCCUGCAUGACUGUCACUUACACUCGAAAACUAGAGGACAAAGGGCCGCCGCCGGCUUGUAAGCUCUGGGAGAAGAGAUGCCGACGCUGACCCUUUGCCGGCGUGCCAACAGCCUUCCAGCGAAUGCCGAGGAGCUGCUCGCUUCUUCACCUCCUUCCCAGCGCCUGCCGCUUGUGCAAGAUGAGGACAAGGCUGCAACAUCGCCAGCGGUUGCGUUCCCUCGCAGCCCCAGUGCAAGCGCGACCUUUAGCCCCGUUUUCGACCUAGAGUUAGGAGGCAGCUGUGCGAAUACGCCACAGGAUCAUCACCAUCACAGGACGUCGCGUUAUGACCGCGACCGCGACCGCAAUUGCGCGGGGCCAGCCGCAGUUGGACGACCGCAGCCGGCACUUCCAACGGCAGCAUCACGGCAUCAGGUCCAGUUACAGCGUGUAGCUCUGGGUGCAGCGGCUGCGCCUGGCCUGGACCGCAGUCGGAGCGACCUGCAGGUCAUGCUGUCACACCACCAAGGAGCCAAGGCGGCAGCUGCGCAAGGAGCGGAGCCGCUGACUCCUACUGGCGAGCGUUUGGUGGAGCUUUGUAAACCGUCAAACGAGCUGGAGUUGGAUUUGGCACGCCGCUUGCGCGCAUUCCGCAACGCCCGCAUCGUCAAACCCCACUCCACCACCAGCACAACCACCACUGCAGUUCCCGCAGCCCCAGUCAGCUCGGGCAGCGACACCGGCUCCGUGCUGUCCACCGCUGCCGCCGGGGUGGCCGCAGCCGCCCCCACGGGUCCCACUCCAGGGGAGGUUGAGGCACUCGAGUUGGAGCUGCAGUCCGCCGGCUUCGUGGUCCGCAUCCUGGACGGCACGCGGCUCAGCAAGGACGCGCGCUCCUGCCUGCGCACCCUCAAGCACCGCUUCCUGGUGUGCCUCGGCUGGAGCCCCCGGGCGGGACAGCAGCAGCAGCAGCAGCGGGGGGUAGGAUUGGAGGGUGCCGGUGCCGGGGUCGGUGCGGCGCCAUUAUCCCAGCAGCAGCAGCAGCCACCGCAGCAGCAGCAGCAGGUUGCCCUGACGGAGCCGCUGGUGGUGGAGGUUCGCUUCCGGGAGCAGUUCCUGAUCGCCAACCCCACCCGGGCGUACGAACACAUGCUGCUGGCCCUCCCGGUAGUCUUCGUGGGCCCUCUGCGGCGGCUGGACGCGGCGGUGGAGCUGGUGGCAGCGGAGGUGGCAGCUGUGUUCCGGCAGGCGGGCCGGGCGCUGCCUCCCUGGCGCACCAAGGGCGCCAUGCUGUCCAAGUGGGCGCCGGAGCAGCUGGCGGAGCUGGGCAGGAUCAUGCAGCGGGUGCCGCUGGUGCAGCUGGGCGGCAGCAACGGCCCGCUUGCACCGCAACGCGCCUCCUCGCAUGCCUCAUCCGGGGUGUACGGCUUCAUCGACGUGGAGGGGGCCGCUCCCAGCGCGGAACUGGACUCCAGUGAAGACAACGUCACCCCACGGAGCACCAGUGCACCGCUGGAGACCGUACGACAGGCGCUGGGAGGAGCUGCUGCUGCGGCGGCGGCGGCCGGUGCUGUGGGCGAUUCCGCCGCCAGCAAGGGCAGCCUUGUUGACAUGGAGGAUGGCGAAGUGGGGCAGCUGGUGUACGACCAGGCGUCAAGUAUCAGUCAGCCAGACCUGCUGGCGGACGCGGGGGUGGUGGUGGGCAUGCGCCCGGCGGAUGGCCCGUCUCCCUGGAUGAUGCCGGAGGGACGCAUUCCCGUCGCCCCGGACACCACCGCCACCGCCGCUGCUGCAGCUGCUGCCGCAGCAGCCGUUGCGGGAAUAGCAGGAGGAGGUGGCGUGCACCCACAGCCCGGCGGCAUUAGCGGCUCCAAGCAUGGUGGUACGGCUGCUGCUGGUGACAGCGGCUGCACGUUGAGUUUCCCGCUGCUGCCGGAGUUGGUGGUGCCUAGCUCCGCGGCGCUGCUGGGCCCGCUGGCUCCACCCACGGCUCCUCACCCUCAGCACCAGCAGCAGCUCCCGGGGGCCAGCUCGCAGCAGGCCCAGCCGCAGGCUCGCAGCGUCUUCUCGCCGUUUGCCACCGUUUCCUCGCCCGAGUGGCGCGAGUGCGAGGGGCCGGGUGAGCGGGAUGCGGUGGAGGUGCCGCAGACGGCAAGCAGCAUGCAGCUGCCGGAGUUCACACUCAAGGAUGCGGCGCUGGGGCUGGCAUGGCACCCACACCACCCCCAACAGCACCAGCAGCACCCCCAUCAGCAGCAGUUGAUGAUUGCGGCGGGUCGGCCAGCCGCCGCGGCGAUGCCGCAGCCAACGCCGCCGCGCGCCAUGCCGCUGCAGACAGCAGCAACGGCUGCGACGAGGAUGACGGGGCCGGCAGCGGGAGGAAAGCCGGGGUACAUGCUUGACCUCCAGCCGCUUGCUUCGGGUGCGCUGGGUCUGCAGAAUCCGGCUUACGCCCACGCAGCGGCGGGUGUGGCGGCGACUCCUUGCUUUCCCGCUGCUGCCCAUCCAGCCAACGACCCGGCGGCUGGGGCCGCUGCUGGCAAGCCCGGUACGACCGACACGGCGGCGUCAACCGCAGCGGGGGCGGCAGCAGCAGUAGCUCCCCCGGCCAGUGGCGUCUUCCAGAUGCCCGACCUGCUGCGCAUUACCCGGCGCUCCAGUUCGGAUCUGUCACGGGCGGCCAACAAGUUCAAGAACGCCAAGUCCCUGCUGGCGACGGCGCUGCGGCGCGCCACUGGUGGCAGCAGCAGCGGCAAGGCGGAUGGAGUCAGCAGCAGCGGGGGCGGCAGCGGUGCGGCGGAUGGCUCUGUGGCGCAGGUCGGCCUGGAUCGGGAGUCACGGGAGAAGGAGGGCGGGCGAGCCGGCGGCAGCAGCAAC
Molecule: messenger RNA, 5656 nt
Organism: Astrephomene gubernaculifera
Lineage: Eukaryota; Viridiplantae; Chlorophyta; Chlorophyceae; Chlamydomonadales; Astrephomenaceae
Source: the annotation of a GenBank genome assembly